Messenger RNA from Recurvomyces mirabilis, 798 nucleotides. RefSeq lists its product as uncharacterized. Lineage: Eukaryota; Fungi; Ascomycota; Dothideomycetes; Mycosphaerellales; Teratosphaeriaceae. The coding region runs from base 1 to 798 and encodes 265 amino acids. The record is from RefSeq and is a predicted model, not a curated record. The transcript has a single exon.
AUGGCCGCUAUCCAGCUCAACUUCACCCUCCGCACUUCCGCUAACUGCAAGACCGUGCACUUGCUCGGCUCUUGGGACAACUACGCCGGCCAACUUCCACUUUCCAAGGACUCCAGCAAGGCCGGUGGAUGGAAAGGUACCUUCCGCUUUCAGGGCGCUACUCUCAAGCAGGGUCAGCGAUACUGGUACUACUACAUCAUCGAUGGCUACCACGUCUCCCACGACCCAGCCCGCGAGUCCGUCACCGAGCCCACUACUGGCCGCAAGUUGAACACUCUCGACAUCCCAUCCGCCAAAGGUGGUGAGGUCGUCGCCCGCUCUUCAGCCAAGGCCGCCAGGCACGAGCGACGCAUCUCGUCCUCGACCGUUCCCAAAGGUCGCUCGCUCUCGCCCUCUCAGAUCAAGUCUCCACAGCCAACCCGCCCCCUCGAGACCUCGCAGGUCAGGACCGAGAAAUGGCCACGCAUGACCGUCGAGCAAUUGUCUCGCCAGCUCUCGUCCACCGGUCUCCAGGACUCCGAGGAUGACUCCAGCAGCGAGGAGGAGAGCGACAACGAGUCCGAUGUCCCAUCCCUCAGCUCCAGCCGCAGCUCCAACUCUUCAUCCCCGUCUUCCGUCUCGUCCACCAGCUCUUGCUGCACUUGCGAACGCUACGGCAUCACCCGUGCCGGUGCUCGUGUCAAGUUGGAUUGUGGUGGUUCCCGAUGUGGAUCUGAUGGUUCGGAAUGUUCUUCUGAAUCCGAGGAGGAGACUGUCGCGCGCGCUACUCGCAGGCAGGGUAUUGUCAUCAGGAAGUGA